CUGUUCUGUCUCCCUCUCCCUCUCUCAAACUAAUACAUAAAUUUAAAAAAAAAAAAAAAGGAAAGGAAAAGAGAUCGUCUAUCUUUUAAAGUUUGUGGGAUCUCCUGUUCAACUCGGUGAUCCUGACACUUCUUUAGGGAGCAGCUCUUUGACAGGAUUUCAACAUAGCCAGUUAUGUCUAUCCCAUUAGAUUGAAAAUUCUCCACAGUUGGGAAAAUGCAUGGAAGCAACCAGAGUGGAGUCUCCGAGUUCCUGCUCCUGGGGAUCUCGGAGAGUCCUGAGCAGCAGCGGAUCCUAUUCUGGAUGUUCCUGUCCACGUACCUGGUCACAGUGGUGGGAAAUGUGCUCAUCAUCCUGGCCAUCAGCUUUGACCCCCGCUUGCACACUCCCAUGUACUUCUUCCUGGCCAACCUCUCCCUCACCGACCUCUUCUUCGUCACCAACACAAUCCCCAAGAUGCUGGUGAGCCUUCAGUCUCAGAACAAAGCCAUCUCCUAUGCGGGGUGUAUGACACAGCUCUACUUCUUGGUCUCCUUGGUGACACUGGACAACCUCAUCCUGGCGACGAUGGCCUAUGACCGCUAUGUGGCCAUCUGCCGCCCCCUCCAUUACAGCACGGCCAUGAGCCCUGGACUCUGCGUUUUGCUCCUCACCUUGUGUUGGGCACUUUCUGUCCUCUAUGGCCUCACCCACACCCUCCUCAUGACCAGGGUGACCUUCUGUGGUUCCCGGAAGAUCCACUACAUCUUCUGUGAGAUGUAUGUCCUGCUGAGGCUCGCGUGUUCUAACACCCAAGUCAAUCACACGGUGCUGAUUGCCACAGGCUGCUUUAUCUUCCUUACCCCCUUAGGAUUCAUGAUCAUGUCCUAUGUCCGGAUUGUCAGAACUAUUCUCCAAAUACCCUCAGUGACUGGGAAGUACAAAGCCUUCUCCACCUGUGCCUCACAUUUGGCUAUGGUCUCCCUCUUCUAUGGGACACUUGGUAUGGUAUAUCUGCAGCCCCUCCAAACUUACUCCGUGAAGGACUCAGUAGCCACAGUGAUGUAUGCUGUGGUGACCCCCAUGAUGAACCCUUUCAUCUACAGCCUGAGGAACAAGGACAUGCAUGGGGCUCUGGGAAGACUGCUCCUAGGGAAAGCCUUCCAGAGGUUGACAUGAGGUAAUUUGGGGCAUUGAAGUGGAGACUGGGAAUUUCCUCUACCAUGUGCAAAGCAUUAUCCUAUGGGAGACACAGAAGUGAGUGGGACAAAGCUCCAGCUCAGAAUAAGCUCAUAUAUCUGUGAUGAAGAAAAGACACCUACAUGUAACCUAGAGUUCCCCAGACCUCACCAGCCUUGGCAAUAAAUAAGGUUAUGCUAACAUGAAUACUAGAAUUUUGCAGGAUCCUGACCAUAGG
Molecule: messenger RNA, 1396 nt
Organism: Panthera uncia (snow leopard)
Lineage: Eukaryota; Metazoa; Chordata; Mammalia; Carnivora; Felidae
Product: olfactory receptor 1D2
Exons: 3
Coding region: 217-1158 (313 amino acids)
Biological process (GO): G protein-coupled receptor signaling pathway
Cellular component (GO): membrane
Molecular function (GO): olfactory receptor activity; G protein-coupled receptor activity
Source: RefSeq, a predicted model, not a curated record